This is a messenger RNA of Miscanthus lutarioriparius, 5475 nucleotides long. The record is from the annotation of a GenBank genome assembly. NCBI's taxonomy places the organism in Eukaryota, Viridiplantae, Streptophyta, Magnoliopsida, Poales, Poaceae.
AUGGGGGACCCAAAUAAAACAUUUGCUGACGUAGUUAAGCUUUUGACAUCAUGGCUGCCGCGACGCUCCAACACAGAAAAUGUCUCCAGGGACUUCUGGAUGCCCGAUCACAGUUGUCGAGUUUGCUAUGACUGUGAUACGCAAUUCACUAUAUUCAACCGCAGGCAUCAUUGCCGUCGCUGUGGGCGAAUUUUCUGUGGUAAGUGUACUGCAAACUCCAUCCCAGUUUCAAGUGGCCCUGACAGAAAUGUCGAUGAGGGGGACAGGAUACGGGUCUGCAACUUCUGCUUCAAGCAAUGGGAGCAAGAAAGAGUCACUUCCCUCAAACAGGUACAGCCGGUGCUCAGCCCUUCCCUGUCCGAGGCGAGUUUGUUCAGCACCAAGUCAGCUAUCACCAUCAAUAGUGUUACCACAACGGCUGGCUCUUACUCUACUGGAAAUUAUCAGCAUUUGGGCUGUGUUACCAGCAUUAGUCCUCCAAAGUGUUGCCAUGACAAGACCUCCCAUAAUAUGCAAGACGCUCAUGCUCCUGAGAAAUGUCUAUCCACUGUUUCAAACAAAGAUGACUCUUCAGUUCAGUUUGGCUACUACACAAACAGGAGUGAUGAUGAAGAUGAAGAAUACCCUGCUUACUGCUCUGAUAGGCAGGCACAACAUCAACAACAGAAUGGACAAUAUUAUGGCCCAGAUGAGUUUUAUGAGCUUGAUGCACCCACACCCUACAAUUCAAAAAUGUCGCAGACAGUUGAAGAAUCUGUGACCUCUAAAGAACUAUCCCCGCAUGUGCUUGAUCAAGGAUUUCCUAGCACACUGACCGUUACAAAAUCAGACAAUGAACCAGAACCAGAUAAUAGUUCUGAAUGUGGUGCUGCUUCAUCCAUUUAUGCUUUAGAAAGUAAUGAUACAAACCCAGUUGAUUUUGAAAAGGAUGAACUUUUCUGGCUUCCUCCUGAACCAGAAGAUGAAGAAGAUGAGAUGCAAACUGACUUGUUUGAUGAUGAUGACGACGACGACGAAUCUGUAGCUGAUGGUGAACGGUGUCGAAUUCGAUCGUCAAGUAGUUUUGGCAGUGGAGAGUUCCGAAGUAGAGAUCGGUCGGGCGAAGAACAUAAGAAAGUAAUGAAGAAUGUCGUUGAUGGACAUUUCAGGGCUUUGAUUUCUCAGCUACUAGAGGUGGAGAAUAUUUCGUUACAUGAAGGUGAUGACAUGGGCUGGUUGGAGAUUGUUACUUCUGUAUCAUGGGAAGCUGCCAACUUCCUCAGGCCAGACACAAGCCAGGGUGGUGGCAUGGAUCCUGGUGGAUAUGUCAAGGUUAAGUGUUUAGCAUGUGGGCACCGCAGUGAAAGCACUGUUGUAAAAGGAGUAGUUUGUAAGAAGAAUGUCGCACAUAGGCGCAUGACAACUAGAAUAGAGAAGCCCCGUCUCCUACUACUUGCAGGAGCUCUUGAGUACCAUCGAGUCACAAAUCAGCUGUCAAGUAUUGAUACAUUGCUCCAGCAGGAAACAGAUCACCUUAAAAUGGCAGUCGCAAAGAUUGUAGCUCAAAAACCCAACUUGCUUUUGGUUGAGAAUUCAGUUUCGCGAUAUGCUCAAGAUUUGCUUCUAGAAAAGAACAUAUCAUUGGUUUUAAAUAUCAAGCAGGCCCUCCUGCAGCGUAUUGCUCGUUGCACAGGUGCUCAGAUAGUUCCUUCUAUUGAUCUCCUACCAUCUCAGAAGCUUGGUUACUGUGAGUUAUUUCAUGUAGAUAAAUACGAUGAACAGUCUGUUAGCUCGGGUAAUGUGUCAAAGAAAAUGGUGAAGACCAUGAUGUUCUUUGAAGGAUGCCCAAAACCAUUGGGUUGCACUGUUCUGCUAAAGGGUGGUAGCAUGGAUGAGCUCAAGAAAAUUAAGCAUGUGGUCCAGUAUGGCAUUUUUGCAGCAUAUCACUUGGCGUUGGAAACAUCUUUCCUUGCAGAUGAAGGUGCAACCCUACCAGAACUUCCAUUGAAGUCUCCAUUGACUGUAGCCUUGCCAGACAAACGAUCUACUGCAGACAGCUCCAUUUCAGCAGUGCCAGGCUUCACAAUUAAUGUUUCAAAUAGCCAGCAAACUGAUAGUUUUGACCACCUUGGUACCAACUACAUCAUGUCAACUCAACCAGGUGAAAAUGCUGUGGUUGAAGCACCAGUAUCCAGUGAAUCCUUUACUUCUCAGAAUACCUACUCUCAUUCUCUUGGACAUUGGUGUGCUAAUAACAGCAAUUUCAACAACGGGACUGGUGAUGGAGAUGGAUUAGUUAAGGUCACUGCAACUUCAACUUCUGUUUCCAUAUCUUCUACGUCUACAUCUGGUGCACUCACAAACCAUACUCCUAGAUAUUCUAGUGUAGACAAAAAGAGUAUGCAUUUUGGUGAUUAUCAUGAUGGUUCAAUGAGAUUACAUGGUAAGACGGUGACAAUGGAUUCAACCAGCAUAUCAAGUUGUUAUCACCAGAGCACAGUCAAAGCUAGCACUAAUAUCAAUAGUUCUAAUGUCAAGGAGUCAUUAGAAGGUUCAUAUGCUUUGGCUAAUGUGAAAACCAUCAACAAGAACAAUUCUGUGGUAAUUCAACCAGUGCUUACUGCUGCUGUACAAAACCAAGAGACCAGUCAAGGAGAUGAUAGCACAUCAAAUAAGGAUGAAGUUGUGCCUUCUGACCAUCAAAGCAUCUUAGUCUCAUUGUCCACACGUUGUGUAUGGAAAGGUACUAUUUGUGAGCGUUCCCAGCUGUUACGCAUCAAGUAUUAUGGUAACUUUGACAAGCCUCUUGGAAGGUUUCUGCGGGACUACUUGUUUGAUCAGGGCUAUCAGUGUCGUUCCUGUGAUAAGCCACCUGAAGCCCAUGUCCAUUGCUAUACUCAUCGCCAGGGAAGUCUAACCAUAUCAGUUAGAAAACUUACCGAAUUUGUUUUGUCGGGUGAAAGGGAUGGGAAAAUUUGGAUGUGGCACAGAUGUCUGAAAUGUCCUUGGAGUAAUGGGUUUCCUCCAGCAACUCAAAGGAUUGUCAUGUCUGAUGCUGCCUGGGGUUUGUCACUUGGUAAAUUUUUGGAGCUUAGCUUUUCAAACCAUGCAGCUGCAAGUAGGGUGGCCAGUUGUGGCCAUUCUCUCCACAGGGACUGCCUCCGGUUCUAUGGGUUUGGCAAAAUGGUUGCUUGCUUCCGAUAUGCUCCUAUUAGGGUUCAUUCUGUUUACUUACCACCUCAUAAACUUGAUUUUGGUCACCAGCCCUUGGAUUGGAUACAAAAGGAAGCAAACGAGGUUAUUGAGCGAGCAAAACAUCUCUUUGAUGAAGUAUUGCAUUCUUUACACUUGAUAUCUGACAAAAAGGUUCAAGGCAGUUCUCUUAACAUGGAAUUUAGCAAUUACAUUGCUGAUCUUGAAAUCAUGCUUCGAAAGGAAAAGUCAGAAUUCGAGGGAUGCCUGAAUAAAGUCUUGAGAAGGGAUAUGCAGAAAGGCCAACCAGACAUCCUUGAGAUCAAUAGGCUGCGAAGGCAGUUACUCUUCCAUUCAUACUUGUGGGAUAAAAGACUGGUAUUUGCUGCAAGAACAGAUAGAUGUCGUCACGAGAAGAUCCAUUUUAUAGAUAGUGUUGCUGAGCAAAAUGUACUACUAAAGCCUCAAAGUGAAUGCAGCGGGAAUAGGUCUGCCAACAAAGAUGCUAAAUAUGUUGAGUGCCUUCAGGAAAGCCUUUAUGGAGGGAAUCACACUGGAGUUGAUGCGGGUACUGUCAAUUCGAAUCAUGUCCAGCAAAUGGCUACAGGCGAAUUGGAUUCGCUUCAAAGAGACAUCAAAACUUCCCUAUACAGCAGUGUCAGUGUAAGUGGUGAUUCAAUUCCCUUGGAACCAGAUCUUGUUGCUCGACGCACCCUUUCAGAAGGUCAGUUUCCUAGUGUAUUGGAUGUGACUAAUGCACUUGAAGUGAAAUGGACUGGCAAAGAUGAUCCUGUUUCUAGCAAGGUAACCAUGCCAGAAUCUACAGCAUCCUCAGAUGAUUCAGAAGAACAUGUGGGUGAUAUUACACCUUCGUAUGCCUCUAUAUUGCUGAGCAAGCUAGGGGACAGUGCAGCAGACCAUUCUAAUUGGAUAGGAAUGCCUUUCUUACUAUUUUACCGUUCUCUCAAUAAGCAAUGGAAUCGUUCAAACCGAUUUGAUGCGCUCAACGAAUAUGCUCCCGAAUAUAUUUUUUUCUUAAGGGAAGUGGAGCGUCAGAUUGGACCUAAAUUUCUCUUUCCUGUAGGAAUCAGUGACACUGUCAUUGGAGUUUUUGAUGACGAACCUACUAGCAUUAUCGCUUAUGCGCUGGCCUCCCAUGAAUAUCAUCUUCAGAUGUCAGAUGAACUGGAACAAGAAACGACAGACACUUCACUCCCACAAUGUGACUCAAGAAGUGCCUCGUUAACUGAAAUGGAUGAAUGUACUUCUGAACUUCUAAGAAGUGUUGUCUCUACAGAGGACAUUAUCUUCUCCAUGUCUGGAAGCAAGAACCCACUUGUUUCAGAUUCACUUGUACCUCGAAAAGUAAGUCACAUAAAAGUGAAUUUUGGGGAUGAAGGUCCUCUAGGACAGGUGAAGUACACUGUGAUUUGUUACUAUGCCAAACAAUUUGAUGCUCUGAGGAGAUUAUGCUGUCCAUCAGAGCGUGAUUUUGUCAGGUCCCUUAGUCGUUGCAAGAAAUGGGGUGCUCAAGGAGGCAAGAGCAAUGUAUUCUUUGCAAAAUCAAUGGAUGAUCGGUUCAUAAUUAAGCAGGUUACCAAAACUGAAUUAGAGUCUUUCAUGAAGUUUGCUCCAGACUACUUCAAAUAUGUAUCUGAGUCGAUUUGCACUGGAAGUCCUACUUGCAUCGCAAAAAUUCUUGGUAUUUAUCAGGUUAAGAGCCUCAAAGGAGGUAAGGAGAUGAGGAUGGAUGUUCUAGUGAUGGAAAAUCUUUUGUUUGAGCGUAAUGUGACAACAUUGUAUGAUUUGAAGGGUUCUGCAAGAUCAAGAUAUAACCCAGACUCAAAUGGUAGUGAUAAAGUACUUCUUGAUCAGAACUUAAUUGAAGCGAUGCCUACAUCACCUAUUUUUGUCGGAAACAAGGCAAAGAGGUUGCUGGAGAGAGCUGUUUGGAAUGACACAUCCUUUCUUGCUUCCAUCGAUGUAAUGGAUUACUCUUUACUUGUUGGUGUUGAUGAGAAAAGGCAUGAACUUGUAAUGGGAAUUAUAGAUUUCAUGAGACAAUACACGUGGGACAAACACCUAGAGACAUGGGUGAAAGCUUCAGGGAUAUUAGGUGGACCAAAGAAUGUGUCACCAACAGUAAUUUCACCAAAGCAGUACAAGAAGCGGUUUAGGAAAGCCAUGUCGGCCUACUUUCUUGUCGUUCCAGACCAGUGGUCGCCUCUAGUGAUCAUCCCCAGCAAGCAAGCUGAGAGUGGUCAGGACAGGGACAGCGACCAGGUUCUCUUGACAGAAUUGUGA